CGGACCCGCCGGGCCGGGCAGGGGCAGGGCCGGGCCGGGGGCCCCGACACGCUCCAGGCCCCGGGAAGGGCCGGGUUGGGGGCCCCAGCACGCUCCGGGCUCCGGGAAGGGCCGGGCCGGGGGCCCCGGGCCGCAGCUCCCGGACGGCCGAGCCGGGAGCGCCUCAGGUGGAAGAUGGGAGUGUUUCCCUCGUGUUUUAGGUGAAACCUGCUUGCCAUGAAGUCCUGAGGGAGAUAGAGGGACUGCAGCGGGAAUUCCUUCUCCAAAACAAACCCAACAACUGCCUGAUGGGAUUGCCUCUCUGCCUGGCGUCAUGGGGAGCUGCUGCAGCUGUCUGUGCACAGACAGCAUCCCAGACAACCACCCCACCAAAUUUAAGGUGACCAACGUGGACGAUGAGGGGCACGAGCUGGGCUCGGGGGUGAUGGAGCUGACGCAGAGGGAGCUCAUCCUGCACACGCACAAGCGCGACGCCGUCAGGUGGCCCUACCUGUGCCUGCGCCGCUACGGCUUCGACUCCAACCUCUUCUCCUUCGAGAGCGGCCGCCGCUGCCACACCGGGCAGGGGAUUUUUGCCUUCAAAUGCUCCCGAGCAGAAGAAAUCUUCAACCUGCUGCAGGAGCUGAUGCAGUGCAACAGCAUCAACGUGGUGGAAGAGCCCGUGGUGAUCACCAGGAACAGCCACCCCUCGGACCGGGAGCCGGCCCGGAGCCCCCAGCCACCCACCACUCUGGGCUACACUGGACUUCCCAAUGGAUUUCACAGCUUCCCUGGAGAAUCCCUGUCCUACUCUGCAGCCCGGCACCCCUCAGUGAGCAGCCUGAGACAUUCCUCUGUGGGGGAAGACUCAACUCACCCCCUCCUGGGCCCUGAGGAGCAGUCCCACACCUACGUCAACACGGCCACCGGGGAGCCGGAGCCGAGGGGCCGGCACUGUAUGCACUCCUUGCCUGAAGCCCACCCUCCUUUCCCCCCUAGGAACCACAGCUGCUCCCUGGAAGACCGAAACCCCCAGGUCUUCCUGCAGCCUGCAGGGGAGGUGAAAUUCGUGCUGGCUCCCACCUCCGGCUACCGCCGGCUGUGCCGGCAUCCCCGGGAAUGCCGGGCGCACCUCUGCCCUCCCAACAACAACAACAACGAGUGUCAGGAGGGGUGUCCAUCCCCUCAGUGCAUCUACGAGAACCUCAACGGGCUGGUGGCCCCCAGCACCUCAUCCCUGUGCCGGGCCGGCCGCUCCAAAGUGUCCCGGGAGGACGGGAGCUGCUCCCAUCGCCGCUCGGCGCUGCUGCACUACGAGAACCUGCCGGCGCUGCCGCCGGUGUGGGAGCUCCAACCGGCCCGGCACAGGGACGAGGACGCUGGCACGGCAGCCACGCCAUCCCCCAAUGGCUUCUCCGAGGCUGGCGAGGAGGAGCCCCUGCAGAAUUCCCUGAGCUCGGAGAGCGCGGCCCUGCAGCCUCGCCGCUCCUUCCUGCCCAGAGCCCGGCGCAGCCGCCUGCCCAACGUCUUCAGCUUCGACUUCCCCCGGCCCUGCCCGGAGCCUCCACGGCAGCUCAACUACAUCCAGGUGGAGCUGGAGCCUGAGCCCUGCAAGGGACAGCAGGACCCCCGGGUGCCACCCCCUGCCAGCCCCGGUGGCCGCCACACCGACUCGUACGCCGUGAUUGACCUCAAAAAGACGGCGGCCAUGUCCAGCCUGCAGCGGGCACUGCCCAGGGACGAUGGCACCUCGAGGAAAACGCGGCACAACAGCACUGACCUGCCCCUGUGAGGGGCCCCAAGUGCCAGCCCCGUGUCGUGGCUUUGGUCCCUGCCCCUCGCUGUGCCCUGCCCCGUGUGGCUCCCAUUCGCCAUUGUUCGCCCAUUCCCUGGGGGGGCUGCUGCUGUUGAGGUUCGUCUGUCCCUCCGUCCUCCCCUCUCUGUGUCGCUCGUUUUUCAAGCCUUGUGGGAUGUUUGGUGACUCUGAGGGUUGAACUCCGGGCGGGAGGUGCCAGCAGUGACGUGGCACCGCCUGGGGUGGGGCAGAGCUGAGCCAGAGCUGGGCAGUGCCAUGGGCGAGUGCUCCCAAAACCGAGCGGCUUUAGGAGCUCCGUGCCAAUCGAGCCUGUUUCCUGUGGAUGUCACACCUCCAGGAGAGCUCCAGGAGGCCACUCCAGAGCUGGGGUUUGCCUUGUGGUUCCAGAGGUCCCUGGAGACGACGGAGCUCACGCCGCCGUGGCCUUUCCACCCUCAGCUCACUGUUCCCUGUGUUCCUGAAGCUUUUUAUCCUUCUGUCCCUGUCUCAGAUUCAAUUUAAAUUGGGCAGCUGCAAUUCAGCGAGGAGGACACAGAGCCAUGGGCACUCACUGUGAUCACAGAAACCUGAUUGCCUAAAUCCUUAAAAUUCCCUUCCCUGCUUUAGGAGAGGAGGGAAAGGCCACAACCAUGAAGGAGGUUGGAAGUUUGGUCUAGAAAACUUCACUUGUGCCAUACCCUGCUUUGUUUUUUUGGAGGGUUCUUUUCGGCAGCUGCUGAGAAGUGUUGUGGAUUUAUUUAUUUGUUUACUUAUUUAUUUAUGAACUGCUCCUUCGCAUCCCAGUUUGUUGCCAAACUGGUGCCAGUCCGCAGCGUGUGCUCGCUGGGGCUCGCUCCUGCUUGGGGGACAGGUCCCAAAAGAUCUCGGUGGCUUUGCUCAGCCACCAACUGGGGGGAAAACACUGUGGAAAAGAGCAGCUGGGAAUCAGGAAUUUAUGAACUCGGGCCUGACUGUCACGGGGUGGGUGGGAAAUGGAAUGGGAGACGUGGGAGUGGGAGUGGAGCCGCCGGGCAGCCGAGCUUGGAGUGGCAUCAAAGUCGUUGCCUACACCCACACGCCUGGCUGGGGUUGGGAGCAGCCUCUGUUCGGUGUUGGGAGUGAAUGUGCAGAUUGUUCCCUCAACUACGGACCUGGAAGGGCUAAAAUUUCGGGUAAAUUUGUGGCCUUUUGCUGUGGAUUUUUGUCUCGAUGCCGGGGCUGCGCUGAGCUGCCCCGGGAUGUCCCCCCGCCCCUCCCCGCGGGACACGCGGCGGCGGCUCGGCCCUUCCCUGGAUUUCUGUGUGCCUGUUCCGAUGGAGAGCAGCGCUCUGGGUGCUCUGGAGCCUCACCUCCUGCUGGCUGUGUCCGUGUUCCUCCCGGGACAGGAGCUGGAUCCGUGCCCAGCGAGGGUCCUGCUGCCUGCAGAGACGUUGCCAAGCCUCACGUCCCCCUCGUCCUUUGGUGUUUCCCGGUGUUGACGUCCAUGGAAGAGGAAAGAACCCCAUCCCUCAGCUCCAAGCUGCUUCUGAGAGCCAGGAGCUUGAUUCCCAGGGUUUGGAAGUUCAGCCUUUUUUUUCUUUUUUGGUUUUUGGUGCUGUCAUGUCCUAUUGAGCCGUGACCCUGUCGGGAGCGAGGCCACGUGUCCCAAGUCUGAGUGGUGCCAUGUUUGUGUCGCAGAACGUGGAGUUCUUAGCUUGCUGUUGCACUAUAAAUUCCAGGUGUGCCACAUGCUUCAA
Molecule: messenger RNA, 3510 nt
Organism: Corvus hawaiiensis (hawaiian crow)
Lineage: Eukaryota; Metazoa; Chordata; Aves; Passeriformes; Corvidae
Gene: FRS3
Product: fibroblast growth factor receptor substrate 3
Exons: 7
Coding region: 314-1771 (485 amino acids)
Biological process (GO): cell surface receptor protein tyrosine kinase signaling pathway
Cellular component (GO): cytoplasm
Source: RefSeq, a predicted model, not a curated record